Molecule: messenger RNA, 1114 nt
Organism: Cladocopium goreaui
Lineage: Eukaryota; Dinophyceae; Suessiales; Symbiodiniaceae
Source: the annotation of a GenBank genome assembly
AUGGCUCCCCAGCUCCGUAGCUCCGUGCCCAAAACGGUGACAUGUCCUCCGGGUCCUCGGCAGACCUCGGCCUGGCAGGUGACUGGUGAGCUGGCCGUCCUGGGUUUGCUAUCCUUUCGCACAGCCACCUUUACAGCCUGCCGUCAAUCAGACACUGUGGUCAUAAGUUCAUCAAACCUUCGACAAGUCUUGCAGUCAUCGGAAGCUGCCAGCAAACAUUUGGACAAGUUGGCAGAGGAAAGACGCAUGCAGAUUGACCGAGGUUUCCCAGUUCUUUCCCUACCUGUUGGGGCUUCCAACGAUGUGUGCUCGCGCACCAUCGCCUUGCACUCAACUCGAUAUAUUUUAGCACCUGGAGAAACUUGGAAGAUCCCUGAGAAUGCUCUCGCAAGUGGAGCACAUCACUGGAUCUUUGCACGUGGACGUGGAGUGAUCCUGGCUGGUCCAUCAGAUCAUCCAAUGAAUCCCAUUCAGACCGUGGGGGCUGGAGCGACUCCGCUGGUGUCCGAGAAUCUCUGCAUUCAGUACGGAGCAAGAGUGGUGGCGUUAACUCCGGUAGAGGCAUUUCGCAUCAGUUGCAUGGACAUUCAACUGGCAACUAUCUCUGUCAGAAGCCUUCCGAAUUGGUUUCCACGAUUUCGUGCUCUGGAAAGGGAAGCCUGCAAGCACCUGAAAGACAAACUGUUUCGAGCGAAAUCUGUGAUAGACAUGGCACGCCCACAGAAGGUGCAAAUUUUGAAGCCCUUGAAGCACAGGAGCAGCACAAGACUGAACGCGCCAGGUUCGGUGAGUCAAUCCAACUUGGAGCCUGAGAAGGACUGCGAGAGGCCAAUCUUUCUCACAACGCCGCGGGACCCCUUCGCCGUUCGAGAGAGGCCUCUCAGUCCUAGUCUGAAGCGACCUGCUUCACAGUCAGCGAUUCUUGAUUCGUAUCCCUCGCGCGGAGGGAAGGACGACCAAAACGAUCAGAAAGGACAUGGAGGAGUUCGUUUGCGCCCUUUAUCUGCCACUCGACCAAAGACGUCAAGCCAGUGAUGUGCAGGUUGCGAGCGCGCUGAGAACAUGGUCGAUGCUAAAGACAAGUAGUAUUGACAUAUCCUGAUCAUUACUGAUC